AACACACUGCAUCACACGUCCCCCUGGCUGUUAGCCCUCUGCCACCGAGAGGCCUCUGAUCUGUGGAUUAGUGGAGGGAAAUGUCUGACACCGUCAAACCUCUGACCUCCUUCCUCAUUGAGGACAUCCUCUCUGUUAAGGACGGCACUGGAUUUAAUGAAAAAUGCAGCUCACAGAAGAUGGAAAGAUGUUCACAGUGGAAAGAAGAAUCUGAAAAGUUGUCAGAGCAACUUGGAGUGCAGACAGAGUCUCUGGACCCAUCCUGUCCCAGCACCUCAGAGUCCAGCAGUUUUUCCUCGACAGGCAAACAGAAGCGCUCCAGAGCUGCGUUUACACACCUCCAAGUGCUCGAACUGGAGAAGAAAUUUAACGACCAGAAAUACCUCUCCGCCCCAGAGAGGGCUCACCUGGCCAGCACCUUAAGACUAACCGAGACCCAGGUGAAAAUCUGGUUUCAGAACAGGAGGUACAAGACGAAACGAAAGCAGCAGACGUCAGAGUUCUGUCAGGACGCGUACGAAGCGGAGGGACUGGGCCUGAGAGACGAGCUGGUCCGAUCAUCACUGCUCACCUCCUUCUGCAAAACUUACCAAUACAGACCCUACAUGUGGGACUACAGUGGCCCCUGGGGGUCGACGUUAUGGUGAAAGUGAAAUGAUGGAUGAAGCUAUGAGAUAUUUAGGCUCUAUGUUCACUAUCGAAGUUGAUUCUUUGUACUUUGGCAUUGAUUUUGAACCUUCGUGUACCAUCUGAAAUGAUUUGGUUCACACAUUCUGUAAUUUUUCAUGCUUUAAGAAAAAAGAUGUUAUGCAAAAUCAUACAAAUCGAGUGAUGAUGGACAUGAUGACGGUUUGCACAAUGAAACAUUUGAUCACUGAUGUCAGUUGCAGCAUUGUUGAUUAAUUCAUUAUUAAAUUAAUGUUGACACAUUUUA
Molecule: messenger RNA, 934 nt
Organism: Sebastes umbrosus (honeycomb rockfish)
Lineage: Eukaryota; Metazoa; Chordata; Actinopteri; Perciformes; Sebastidae
Gene: nkx3-1
Product: NK3 homeobox 1
Exons: 2
Coding region: 81-647 (188 amino acids)
Biological process (GO): cell differentiation; regulation of transcription by RNA polymerase II
Cellular component (GO): nucleus
Molecular function (GO): RNA polymerase II cis-regulatory region sequence-specific DNA binding; DNA-binding transcription factor activity, RNA polymerase II-specific
Source: RefSeq, a predicted model, not a curated record